Molecule: messenger RNA, 2753 nt
Organism: Calliphora vicina (urban bluebottle blowfly)
Lineage: Eukaryota; Metazoa; Arthropoda; Insecta; Diptera; Calliphoridae
Product: receptor-type tyrosine-protein kinase FLT3
Exons: 17
Coding region: 424-2607 (727 amino acids)
Biological process (GO): multicellular organism development; positive regulation of kinase activity; protein phosphorylation
Cellular component (GO): plasma membrane; signaling receptor complex
Molecular function (GO): transmembrane receptor protein tyrosine kinase activity; ATP binding
Source: RefSeq, a predicted model, not a curated record
GUAUGUACGUAUGUAUAAGUACAUACUCGUACAGUGAAAUGAAUAAAAUCGUGUGAUAAAAAUUAUAUAAAAUACAAACAUAAACAUUAAAAAAUACAACAAGAAUAUGAGACGUCAUUCAGUUACCUGAUCCUGUGGCAUCGCUUAUAAUUAAUUAAAUUCUAAAAGAAUCUACAAUUCUCUCACAAUUCCCAUUAAUAAUGAUACCUACAACAUUAUACAGAUACUGCAAAAAGCAACAAUAACAACAAACACCCACACAAGUACUCAAUCGUAUCCACACACAAAUACAUACAUUUAUACGUAAAUACAUUCAUCUAUAGAUACAUAUUCGGAGAACCACACAAAUGAGUACUAAACAUUUUUAAAUGAUUUUCAUACCACUGAACAAAUGACAAAUCCUAUGGAGCAGAGAAGAAAGACAUGCCAGUAAAGGGUUCCGUCUACAUAAUACUCAGCAAUUUAUUGCUCCAUACUUUAAAUGUUAUGGCCAUCUCAAAUAAUUUACUUCAUGGUGAAAUUACAGAUAUUGAAACAUAUAUUGGAUUGAAUGAAGACAAAGAUGAACUUCAACUCAAACUAAGUUGGAAGGAUAAUUUGCCUAAAGAAACUUCCUACAAUGUAAUGGUCACAGCAGUGAAUAGUACAGAAUGUUACGAAAUGCCAUGUAGUCUCUAUGGAAUUCAAAAGCCUAACGGUUUCGUUUUAAUACCAGACAAUCCAAUUAGUUAUUUGGAUAUCGUGGAGUGUAGAUACAUGUUUGGAUGCAAUUAUACAUUGGUGGUGGAAAACUCUAACGCAGCUGUAUCUAAACGAAAACUAAUAACAAUUCCAUAUUGUGUGUCAGAUGUGUGCUCGUGCCAACACCAAAGUACACUGCCAAAAGUAGAGAUGGUGGGAUCAAUAUUCAACAAUCACACCAUCCAUUUAAAAUGGUCCAUCAAAAGCGACUAUGAAAUAUUUAAAAAUAUUCAACUCAAAAAGCUAUCAAUCAUCGUUAAUGAACAAACUAAUCCAUCAUUAUCAUGGGGUGGUAAAAAUCUACCAAUUUUGGAGAAAAUUUAUCCAUUAUUAAAUUCGUCUACAUCAUCGCCCAAUCGAAUACAACAGGGUAUAUUUAAAAUUGAAAUUAGCCGAGAUUUAACACCUGAAACUGUUUUAAAUAUACAUUCGAAUGUUAUCGAUGAGUUGCAGUGUCUGGGGCCGUCUAAUGUUAUAAAAUUGAAAGUGCCUUCAAAGGAAUCAAUUUCACUGGCAGACGAUGAUACGGAUGUAGAUAAUAAAAAUCUCGUUGAUAACAAUGUGAGGUUAGCGUUAAUUGUUGUAUCUGCGUCCUUUUUGACAGCCAUAAUAUCGGUUCUUAGCUAUUAUUUUUGGACAAAAUGCAAAAAGUCAAAGCAUGCCAUUGGUCUACAAAGUAAUUCUGAAUUAUUAACAACUGCAAUUCCAAUGGAAAGCAACGUUAACUACGUCCCAUAUAUUGAGUUUCAGGAUGUACAAAGGAAUUUUGAAAUAUCUGCCGACGAUAUACACAUUGAAGCCGAAAUAGGCGAAGGUGCAUUUGGUCGUGUUUAUAGAGCUACAGCGAUAAAUUUGAAGCAUGUGCGGAGAUCCGAGUUGGUCGCUGUUAAACAACUUAAAAAUAUGUCAACUCGGGAAGAGGAAGACGAGUUUUUGAAAGAAAUAGAAAUGCUACAAAAUGUGGGUACUCACAGCAAUAUAGUUCGGUUCUUAGGAUGUUGUACAAUGACUAGGCCAUAUUUUGUGGUAAUGGAAUAUGUAGGUCGUGGAGAUUUGUUGUCAUACCUACGCAAAGUACGUGAAGAAAGUACAAAAUUUUUACACAAAAAUGCCAAUUAUAAGAAUUGUCGAUCUUCUGAGAAGCCGACUGGACAAAAUGAAAUGAAGUUGAAAUAUUUGGAACUGAAAAUGUCAUCUACACAAUCUAUCGAUAGUGAUAAUGAGUCUACGACACGUGCUCCUAUACCAUCAUUUGCUGAAACCACAUAUACUGUAAUCAACGACGAGAACGAUCUAGAUGCGAUGCUUUUCGAAUAUCGGCUGGACAAUAAAGAACUUUACGAUUUCGCUCUACAAAUAGCAAAUGGCAUGCAAUUUUUGGAGGAACAAAAAAUUACUCAUCGCGAUUUGGCUGCUCGGAAUGUACUGAUCGAUGAUAGAAAGACAUUGAAAAUUUCAGAUUUUGGGUUAUCCCGUCAUGACGUAUACGUUAAUACCAAACCAAGAAAGCUGCCGCUGAGAUGGCUUUCGAUCGAAGCAAUACUUGACAAUAUUUAUACGAAUAAAAGUGAUGUAUGGGCCUAUGGUGUGGUUUUGUGGGAAAUCGGCACAUUAGGAGCGUCUCCAUAUCCUACAUUAAGUAACCAUGAGCUGGUAAAGUUUCUGAAAAUGGGAGGACGUUUGGAAAAGCCCGAUAUUUGCACUGAACAAAUCUACGUACUGAUGUUGAAAUGUUGGAAUGAAUUAUGUGACGAAAGGCCAUCGUUUGAAGAGAUUUACAAAAUGCUGAGUGCAAGCAGUGUUUACAUUGAUAUUAGCACCUUAAGUGACGACUACGUAUUUCCACCCAUUAGAGACAAUGACUAGUUGAUUGUCUUAGUUUUUUAGUUACUUAGUUAGAAUAAUUGAAAUCAUAAAAACUGAUCGUACAAACAUUUCACUUUUAUAAAGUGUUACUUAUUUUUACGUACAUACAUACAUAUGUAUGUAUAAAUAUAAUAAUGAAUGAAUGU